Molecule: messenger RNA, 1614 nt
Organism: Metarhizium brunneum ARSEF 3297
Lineage: Eukaryota; Fungi; Ascomycota; Sordariomycetes; Hypocreales; Clavicipitaceae
Source: RefSeq, a predicted model, not a curated record
AUGGCAGCUCUGGGAGUUGGCUCCGGCCAGCUCCUGCGACGACAUGCCCUGGCCAACAUUCGCCGACGAUGCUCCAGCUGCGCAGACCAGCGUGUGACAACCCCCCUGCUGAGCUUCCGAUACCCUCUCCAAACGCCAAUUGCUGCUCGGCACUUCUCGUCGCGGUAUGCCAGACGCCCCGGGUUCUCUCAGCGCCUGGGCGAGGCCCUGCGGAACAGCAAGAUAACUUGGUACCACAUCCCUGUCGGCGUGGGCAUCGGUUUUCUCGGCCUGGUGCAAUUCUACAAAGUCACUGCGAGAGAGCAGGAGAAGCGACGGCAGGAAGACGCUGGUGUCUCGAGCGAGCAGCCAAAAAGGCGCCAGAGGAUUCGACCCGAUGGGCCAUGGCAAGUUCAAGUAAUGUCAACUUUGCCCCUGAAGGCCAUCUCGCGGAUUUGGGGGAAAUUCAACGAACUGACAAUCCCGUACUACCUGCGUGUGCCUGGAUUCAAGCUCUACUCUUUUAUAUUCGGUGUCAACCCAAAAAGCCUUGACGAAGUAUCCGAACCCGACCUACACGUCUACCCAAACCUGGCUGCAUUCUUCUACCGCACACUCAAGCCUGGCGCAAGACCUCUCGAUCCCGACAGCCACGCCCUGCUCUCCCCGUCGGACGGUAAAAUCCUGCAGUAUGGACGAAUUGAGGGCGGAGAUAUCGAGCAGGUCAAGGGAAUGACGUAUAGCGUCGAUGCAUUGCUGGGCAAAAACACACCCACGGCCAGCAUCGCCUCUGGCCAAAGCUCCGCAUCUGUUCGAAGUGGUGGCAGCGUGUCCCACGGAGAUGAGGAAGUGGUCAGGCAGGAGGAAGAAUUCGCCAAGAUGAAUGGCAUUUCCUACACCCUCCCUGAUCUGCUAUCCGGCCAGGCCGAUGCUCAAAAGCCUCACCCGACAACCGAUGAGUCGACCGAAGUCUCUGCCGGGGCCGUAUCCGAGGUUCGGGCCGAGCUAGCCCUUGGGGAAAAGCCCUGGUAUGACAUCGUCUCCGCGGACAAGAGCACAUCACUCUACUACGCCGUCAUCUAUCUAGCUCCCGGUGACUAUCACAGAUUCCACUCGCCUACAAACUGGGUCGUCGAGCGACGGCGCCACUUUGCCGGAGAGCUGUACAGUGUUUCGCCAUACCUGCAGCGAACCCUUCCCGGUCUGUUUACCCUGAACGAGCGCGUGGUGCUUCUGGGCCGCUGGCGCUACGGCUUCUUCAGCUACGUGCCUGUCGGGGCGACAAAUGUUGGCUCCAUCAAGAUCAACUUUGACCGCGAGCUGCGAACAAACAGCUUGUUGACGGACACGGCUGCCGAUCAUGCCGCAGAGGAAGCGGCCAAACACGGCGAGCCGUACAUGGGCUUUGCCGAGGCCACGUACGAGGGGGCCAGCUCGGUUCUUCAUGGCCACGCCCUCCGUCGAGGCGAGGAGAUGGGUGGAUUCCAGCUGGGCAGCACCAUCGUCUUGGUAUUCGAGGCGCCUUCUGAAAAGGAGGAGGAGGGGGGAAAGCCCAUUAGCGGAUGGCACUGGGCAGUGGAGAAAGGACAGACGAUCAAGAUGGGACAAGCCCUUGGACGAAUCGUGGAGGACUAA